GCGGUGCGGCUGGAGUCGGCGCGGCCGCGGCGGGUGCGGUACCUGCUGGUGGUGCGGUCGGAGGAGGCGGGAGCCGAGGCAGAGACGGCGCUGCUGGGAGUGGAUUUUGCCCACGAAGGGGCCACCCUCUGCACCCUGGGCAUGGUGCUGCCCCUCUGGAGCGACACCCAGGUGUUCCUCGACGGCGACGGGGGUUUCAGCGUGACAUCGGGGGGAGAGACACGCAUCUUCAAGCCCAUCUCUGUGCAGACCAUGUGGUGAGAGAAGCCUGGGUGUGGCCACGGGGGGUGUGAGCACAAGGGGGGUGGCACCACCUCGAGGACUGGGGACAUGGGCACUGCCAUGGGCACAGGGGAUCUCAGCUCCAUUACAGACACGGGAGAUGUGGCACUGUUACGAACACAGGUGAUGCUGUCACCAUCCUGGUGUCGCACUAUAUUAGGAACGACAAAGCACGACGCUGACUCUCUUCUGGGUUGCACAAGAGCGCAAGUUUUAUUAUUCCAGAUCUUCUUUUAUAGACAGGUCCAAGAGGUAAAACUCUCAUUGGUCAUUAAACCAACACAUCACCAUCACUGGUCAAUUGGGAACAACUCCCCUUGACUGUUUCUUACAAGGAAACUACAAGGAUCCAAACAAUACCUGCAAAUGUUUUCCUUCUCUAAGGACUGUUUGGAUUUCUCCAUACGAUUUCUCAGGCCAGAGUGAGAACUUUGUGUGACUUAGUUUCACACAGGCUCUGUGCUCCCCUGCCUGCUUUCUUACAAUCAGCAUCCAUAAUCCCGGGUGUGGGGAUGUGGGCACCACGCUGGACACAGGGAUGCGUGCACGGGGCAUUUGGCUAUCACCAUGGCCACCACCAUGGGCCCCUGGGCACAGUCAUGGGGAAGGAGCUGGGGAGAGUUUGGGUGGCACCCACAAGCUGGGGACAACCAGUGAGGGGGACAUAGGUGUCGGGGUGGUGGCGGGGUGGCGCUGGCAGUGCA
This is a messenger RNA of Cyanistes caeruleus (blue tit), 986 nucleotides long. NCBI's taxonomy places the organism in Eukaryota, Metazoa, Chordata, Aves, Passeriformes, Paridae. The record is from RefSeq and is a predicted model, not a curated record.